UGUCCAGUUGCUUUAAUCAAAUCCGAAGCCUGCAAGCCCUGAUUGGUGUGCACUGCUACCUCAAAUCCCAAAACGGACAAGAGAGAAACUCCAUGAGCAUGGAUACAAGCCUGCAAGCCAUCAUUGGUCAGCUCCCUCAACUUCACUCUCCGGCUGCUUUAAUUAAACAGCAACCAGCGACUUUUAUCUUGGCAGGCAACACCAACAGUUUGAUUACAUAUAUGUCAUGUAUGUAUACCAUGGGGUAUCCUACACCAAGAAGAACACAUACUCAUGGCAAAAGCACCCAUGGACACGCUUCAACUAGCCUGCAUCCAGAUAGCCAUAGCCUUGCUCUUGCUUACUCAAGCCAAGAGCACCACAGAGGACACAUCUGCCCUGCAUCCAAACGCUACAAUCACCAGUUGUAUUGCUGGCGAGAGGUCUUCCCUUCUCGCCUUCAGGGCAGGUCUAUCAGACCCUACCAACCUCCUUCCAUCAUGGAAGGGUGAUGACUGCUGCCGAUGGAAGGGCGUCUACUGCAGCAACAGAACCCGCCAUGUUGUCAGGCUCGAUCUCCGAGGCCCAGAUUACAGAAAUGGCAAUCAGAGCAGGCAGGUACUAGCAGGCAACAUAAGCUCCUCGUUGCUUGGUUUACAUCAUCUUCGGUAUCUCGACCUCAGCCAGAACAGGUUCGACAAGAAACAAAUACCGGAGUUCAUCGGUUCUCUCCAUCAGCUGAGAUAUCUCGACCUAUCAUGGUCACAGUUCACUGGAAGGAUACCACCGCAUCUGGGUAAUCUCUCCAACUUACAGUACCUAAAUCUUGACACCAACUCAUACGUGAGUGUUGAUUCUUCUUUCCAUAGUGGCACAUAUUCCACCGAUAUCACCUGGUUGUCACGGUUAACUUCCCUUGAGCACCUGGAUAUGACUGGGGUGAACCUCAGUACAAUUGUUCACUGGCUUCCGGUGGUGAACAUGCUUUCAAUUCUGAAAGUUCUUCAUCUUUCCGAUUGCCAUCUUAGAAGUAGCCCUGAUUCUCUUCUGCUCUCAAACCUGACAUCUCUUGAAACACUUGACCUCUCCGAAAACAAGUUACAUAAGCAUGGCACACCCAACUGGUUUUGGGAUUUAACUAGCCUCAAGUAUCUAGACAUCUCGUUCAAUGCUUUCUAUGGCCCGUUUCCAGAUGAGAUAGGUAAUAUGACCUCCAUUGUGGAGCUUAAUUUAGCAGAAAAUAACCUUGUGGGCAUGAUACCAUCCAAUUUGAAGAACCUAUGUAAUUUGGAGAGACUAUAUUGUUACUCGAACAAUAUCGACGGGAGUAUAACAGAAUUAUUCAACCGAUUACCCAGUUGUUCAAAGAAUAAACUACAGAAGUUGUUUUUACCGUACAACAAUCUGACUGGAAGCCUGCCAACUACACUAGUAGAGCCCUUGAGAAACCUGAGCUGGCUGGAUCUUUCUGAGAACAAACUCACUGGUCAUGUCCCGGUGUGGAUAGGAGAGCUCAAACAGCUAACGAGGUUGGUGCUUAACUCUAAUAACCUGGAUGGGGUCAUGCAUGAAAGCCAUUUAUCACGUCUAGCUAUGUUGAAGGAGUUGACAUUGUCAGACAACUCCAUUGCCAUCACAGUGAGUCCAACUUGGGUUCCCCCUUCCAGUCUAACAAUGAUUCUACUUGGGUCAUGCCAUCUAGGGCCUAAAUUUCCAACAUGGCUUAGAUGGCAAAAGAACUUGCAGAAUCUUGAUAUAUCAAACACAAGCAUAAACGAUAUAAUACCGGAUUGGUUUUGGACAGCAGCUUCCUCAGUAGAGUCUCUGAAUAUCCGAAAUAAUCAGAUUACAGGAUUCCUACCAUCAACAAUGGAAUUUAUGAGAGCAGAAGAAAUGGAUUUCAGUUCUAACCAGCUUGGUGGUCCAAUACCUAAGCUUCCCAUCACUCUAACCGACCUGGAUCUCAGUCGGAACAAUCUAGUUGGGCCACUACCAUUAGACUUUGGAGCGCCAGGGCUUGAAACACUUAUUCUGUAUAACAACAUGAUCUCUGGGGCCAUUCCAUCUUCUUUGUGCAAAUUGCGAUCAUUGCGGUUAUUAGAUCUAUCAAGAAAUAACCUCAAUGGAUCAGUUUCCGAUUGCCUAGUCAAUGAGUCCAGCACAAACAUGACAGAUCUGAGCAUCGUUAAUCUAAGCUUCAGAAACAACAACCUCUCUGGUGAAUUUCCUUCACUUCUUCAGAAAUGUCCACGACUCAUCUUUCUUGAUCUCGGACAUAAUCAAUUCUCUGGGGCUUUACCGUCAUGGAUUGGGGAGAAGCUAUCAUCCCUGUCAUUCUUACGACUGAGAUCCAAUAUGUUUUGUGGUCACAUUCCAGUCGAGCUUACGAAGCUUGUUGAUCUUCAGUAUUUGGACCUUGCCUACAAUAAUAUAUCAGGCAGCAUACCGAGAUCUAUUAUUACUUGGACAGGCAUGACACAAACAAGCGACAACUUUUUUGAUCUUGAGCAUGCGUUAACUUCUGGAAGUGAGGAUGGUGAGAGUCAACCAGUUGACUAUGCUGAGAAUUCCACGAUACUCACGAAAGGUCAAGAGAGAUUCUAUACAGGAGAAAUCAUAUAUAUGGUGAAUCUUGAUUUAUCCUGUAAUAGUCUUACCGGAGAGAUUCCUGAAGAAAUCAGCACUCUUAUGGAAUUGAAAAACCUGAACUUAUCAUGGAACAACUUCAAUGGAAAAAUCCCUGAGAAUGUUGGUGCCUUAAUGAAAGUGGAGUCACUCGACCUAUCACACAAUGAUUUGUCUGGUGAAAUCCCUUCAAGCUUAUCGGCUCUCACGUCAUUGAGUCGCCUGAACCUGUCCUACAACAAUCUGAGAGGAAAGAUACCAACUGGAAAUCAACUGCAAACACUCGAAGACCCAGCAUCUAUUUAUAUUGGCAACCCUGGCCUUUGUGGUCCUCCUCUCUCUGUAAAUUGUUCGUCACAGCCCGAGCCAAUUCCAGGAGAAAACCACGGAGAUGCAAGCGGCGACUUGGUUUCGUUUUUCCUCGCCAUGGGCUCUGGAUAUGUGAUGGGUCUCUGGGUGGUCUUCUGUACCUUCUUAUUCAAGAAGAGAUGGAGAGUUUCGUGGUACUCGCUCUGUGACAGCCUGUAUGAUUGGGUUUAUGUGCAAGUGGCUGUUACCUGGACUUCCUUCAGAGGUAUUGUACUAGAACUAGUCAGGAUAUGUAUUCAAGGUGCAUUCAACCGACUGGGGUUGUUUAUGGUUCUUUUCAAUGUGCUUUUACCCCAUGAUAAGGAGGAUGAAACUGGUGAUGGCAAGGAUGAUGAUAACAUGGCAGAUGACAUAGACUGCUCGAUUGAUUACUGCUUCAAAGGUUCAGCUCUCUUGGAUUAUUCGAUUGAGCCUGACCAUUGUCGAUUUGUCGAACUGUGUCCUCCCUGUGGUAAUGACUGUCAGUUGUGUGCCUCUGCUUUAUUAUAGUAGUAUAACAAAGCAACAUAUUUGCAACCCAAGCGCUGUUGUGUAUCCUUAUCUUAGCGCAGGUUCCUUCACUUGCACAAGUGCACAUGUUAUUGCAUAUGCACAUGGAAAAUGUGAGUUCAGAUAAUGCUUGUAUCUUGUAUAUAUUGGCUUUGUUAAUCUGUUUAUUAACUC
Triticum aestivum (bread wheat) is the source of this 3636-nucleotide messenger RNA. RefSeq names its product receptor-like protein EIX2. Bases 274 to 3462 code for a protein of 1062 amino acids. The record is from RefSeq and is a predicted model, not a curated record. The transcript has 5 exons. Lineage: Eukaryota; Viridiplantae; Streptophyta; Magnoliopsida; Poales; Poaceae. Gene Ontology annotation, molecular function: protein binding.